CUUUGGUCAUACCCCGACUGUCCGAUCCCCAUCCCUUUUCCACUGGCACACUUGUGCAAAAGCCGCCGCUUUCCUGCACACUAAGACGGAGGUGCACCUCAUCUGCCUGUACCGGGUGACCCCCCCAUGGCUCUCCACAAGCUCCACGCUACUCGCGGACGUCCGCUGAACGGUGUCCUCAAGCAAGUUUUCUCGCAAGCCGGCGCGCGUCACGAAUCUGCAGGCGGCGAUACGCCGGGGUCCUCUCGCGCGGCGACGCGCGUGCGAGCGGGUGUCCAGCAGGAGCAGGCGGAGCGGCAAGCGGGUCGGGUGAAGUCUCUCCGGGACAUGCCUGGACCCAGCGCCAUCGGCAACCUCGUCGAGCUCUUUUACCGAGAUGGCUUCAGCCGCAUCCACGAGAUACAGCUAAAACACAGUCAGAAGUAUGGGAGGAUCUUCAAGUCACGGUUUGGGCCACAGCUGGUCGUGUCAAUAGCGGACCGAGGUCUUGUGGCACAGGUUCUACGCGCCGAGGGUGCAGCCCCUCAGAGAGCCAACAUGGACUCGUGGAAAGAGUACAGAGAUAUGAGGGGCCAUUCCACUGGUCUGAUCUCAGCUGAAGCGGAUAAGUGGCUGAAGAUGCGCAGGGUGCUGCGUCAGUUGAUCAUGCGUCCGCGUCACGUCGCCGCGUUCUCCGACGACGUGAACGCGGUUGUGGCUGAUCUAGUGGAGAAAGUCCGCAAGCUUCGGCGGCAGCAGCGGGAUGGCCUCACCGUGCUCAACGUCAACGACCUGUUCUUUAACUAUGCCAUGGAGGGGGUGGCGUCCAUCUUGUACGAGACCCGUCUUGGCUGCUUGGAAGAUGAGAUCCCUGAGAUGAGCCAGGAGUACAUCAAGGCCCUCCACCUCAUGUUCAGCUCCUUCAAGACCACCAUGUACGCUGGUGCCAUCCCCAAGUGGCUGCGGCCCAUCGUGCCCAAGCCCUGGGAGGAGUUCUGCAGCUCCUGGGAUGGCCUCUUCAAGUUCAGCCAGAUCCACAUUGACAGGAAGUUGGGGGAGAUCAGGACGAAGCUUGAGAAAGGAGAGGAGGUGAAAGGUGGACUGCUCACCCACAUGCUGGUCACCAAGGAGAUGAACCUGGAAGAAAUUUAUGCCAACAUGACCGAAAUGCUGCUAGCUGGCGUGGACACUACGUCCUUCACCUUAUCAUGGAGCACAUACCUGUUGGCCAAACAUCCGAUGGUGCAAGAGCAGAUCUACGAGGAAGUGAGGCGUGUGCUGGCUGGGCGGGUCCCAACUGCUGAUGACAUUCCUCAGCUGCCACUCAUUAGGGGACUUGUCAAAGAGACCCUCAGACUGUACCCUGUUCUUCCUGGAAAUGGCCGUGUCACUCAGGAUGACAUCGUUGUGGAUGAUUACUUCAUCCCUAAAGGGACUCAGUUGGCUCUUUGUCAUUACUCCACUUCCAUGGAUGAGGAGACUUUCCCCAAAGCGGAUGAAUUCUGUCCAGACCGCUGGCUCCGCCAGGACGUUUUGGAGCGUGUAGACAACUUUGGCUCCAUUCCCUUUGGCUACGGCAUCCGGAGUUGCAUCGGCAGGAGAAUAGCAGAACUUGAGAUGUACUUGGCUCUCACACAGGUUCUUCAGAGGUUCUGCAUUGAGGUGUCUCCCCUGACGGGUGAAGUCCCUGCUAAGACCCACGGCCUGCUCUGCCCUGGAGCCCCGAUCAAUGUCAAGUUUGUUGACCGUGUGUAGGUCCUACCUUUCCUAAGUCCAUCAACUUGGUGGUUUUUAGCGAAGCUUCUCAGAAUGGCAGGAUGUGACGUUCACAUCCACUUUCUUUUAAAUCAAACCAACUCUUGACUCUAGGUGAUCUGCUCAUUUGUGAUCACUUGAAAAGAUGUGGUACAAAUAUUAGAAUAGAGAAAAAACUAAAACCCAAUGCUGUUUUUAAAUUUGGUGCAAAGACUAGAUGUCAAAAAUAUGAAAAAAACAAACAUGUGCUCUGACUGGCAAUUGAACUGCUGGGUUACAGUCAGAGAGCAGGAAUGGGGAGGUGGAACUGUGGCACUGCUUGGAACCUUUCUACUGCUUCCCAUCCAUUUCCAUGGAGGGCGCAAUGCAUCAUGGUGCGUUAUGAUCAUUAAUAAACAUCCAUAAUAACAGGAUAAUGGUGGCUGCGAUUCUGGUGCAAUAUACAAUCUAGCCCUUAAAUAAAAUUUUGUAUUAUGUGCGGCGUAAACUCUGAUGUCAAAGACAAGUGUUGGCAAACGUCUUUUAUAAAUAAUUAUAUUCACAUUUACGCAGCAAAAUGUGAAUCUUUUGGCCAAAAUAAUAACCAAAUUCUUUUUUAAAUUUCAGUUUUAUUUACCAAAUAAACAGAAGGGGGGGCGAGGGGGGUUGGAGUACUUAACAAUCGUCAAAUCUAUUACUAUUAUUCACUAUUGCUGAACUGUGGGGAUUUUGUUCCCUGCUAGGUAUGUUUGUACGAUACAGGGGAUCAGAGGUGUUGUAGCAGUGUCAGGAUGAAACGGUCUCUGUAUGAGGAAUAGUGUUGGUGUAGAAGUGUCGGGUAAAAACUUUGCAAAAUCUCUACUAGGGCAGUAAUGGAUUAUUUUAAUAAUUGUGUAUUCUAUCAGAAGUAAUACUUCUUGCUUGAUUUAAAGUAAUAGUAGAUGUACAAAACAGAAUAUGACAGAAACAAUUUGUUCAUUUUAAGAGAUCAAUCAGGACUUUUAGUAGUCGAGUUACUCAAGUUUCUCAAGUAAUCGUUUCAGCCCUAUUCUCUAUAUUGACAUUUUUGUUCUUAUAGGAUUAUUUUCUACUUCAUACUUCAAGGACUCGUAUUUCAAGGAUUGUAUUUAAAGAGGGCUUUAUUUCAAAUUAACAUGGGCUCUGCCAAGUUGGUGACAUUUUUCCAAAUAAGUGAAUUAUAUUGUAAGUGAAAAUAAUUAUUAGUCUUCUGAUUUUGAGGUGUGGAAAAGUGAGAAGUCCAGAUGUGCAGAUUGAAGUUUGGUGUGACUAGGUGGUAUACAUGCAAAGACAACAAAUGAAAAAUCCACCCUUGUGAAUUUCUGUGGUGUCUUCACUUUUGAACCAGACUGUCUGAGAGCAUUUAGGGAAACGUGUUGUGUUUGCGAUCCUGUGUAUGAAUGGCUGUUGACUGGUUUUGUGCAGACUGACUGACUGAUGCCUUCUCUUUGAAGCGGUGUCUGUAAAAUACUUUCCCUAAACAUUUUAACAUUUUAUAAUGUCUAGACUUAUCAAAUUUAGUGCCUGAGAAUUCGUACACAAUAAUGAAGACCGAACUGAGACGAGAUAUUAAACUUGUUUAUUGAUCAGUUGUUCUUUUUAUAGUGUGCAUCAAAUCUAAUGAUGUUUUCUAAUACAAAUGUAUGCUAAAAAUGUGAAACUGCCAUUCAUUAUA
Molecule: messenger RNA, 3406 nt
Organism: Electrophorus electricus (electric eel)
Lineage: Eukaryota; Metazoa; Chordata; Actinopteri; Gymnotiformes; Gymnotidae
Gene: cyp27c1
Product: cytochrome P450, family 27, subfamily C, polypeptide 1
Biological process (GO): glucocorticoid biosynthetic process; cortisol metabolic process; cellular response to peptide hormone stimulus
Cellular component (GO): mitochondrial inner membrane
Molecular function (GO): monooxygenase activity; oxidoreductase activity, acting on paired donors, with incorporation or reduction of molecular oxygen; iron ion binding
Source: RefSeq, a predicted model, not a curated record